Molecule: messenger RNA, 4115 nt
Organism: Vitis vinifera (wine grape)
Lineage: Eukaryota; Viridiplantae; Streptophyta; Magnoliopsida; Vitales; Vitaceae
Exons: 1
Coding region: 881-3697 (938 amino acids)
Source: RefSeq, a predicted model, not a curated record
AGUCAAUGUCCUUUCCCACUGUUUGUUUUGGGGAAGGGUAGUGGGGAAUACAUUUGUGAAUCUUGGGUCAAUGUGUGACAGAGAAGAAUAGAGGAUAGUUGAAAUCAGUAGGGGUAUGUUUGGAUUGACCCUUGAAUAAUGUAUUAAUGAGCAUUUGAUGUGGAGGGUUUGCUUUUAAUUGUUCAGCGGCCAGGGAAGGAGAGAGAAACUGGAGAGAAAGGGAGGGGGGGUGUCUGAUGUUUCAUGGGGACACUGGUGAAAAUUAAGAGCUUCUUCGUUUUCUCUCUUUCGGUUCUCUGAAGCCCUUUUGCUGCUACAUUUUGUUUUUGGGGGUCUUUUGUGGGGUUUCUGAUUUCUUUUUGGGAUCUGGGUUUUGGGUUCUAGGGUUUGAGUCUUUGGGUUCUGUUCUUUCUCUUGGGGUUUUCUUCCAAUUUGUCCUGGCUUGUGUACUCGUGAAAACGGGGUUGACAGUUUCACCAAUGUUUUGAGUUCUGAAUUGUAAAGUUUUAUGAAUUUUUAGGGUUUUUUUUUUUCCUUUUAUAUGAACUGUUGAAAUUGGUCAUCUGGGUCACUGGAUUUCACUGAUUGAAGCCCAAGAUUUGUGGGUUUUUCUUAUUCUUUUCUUACAUUUCCGGGUUCCCUUUUAUCUGUUUUCAUCUAAAUUGAACCCUCAAUUUUGUGGGGUUUCUACAAAUCUAAAGCUAGGAGUUUUCCUUUUUUUUUUCUUUUGCUUUAUUCUAAUCCAACAAAGAUUAGGGUUUGAAACUGAACCAACUUUGUGGGUUUGUUGGAUGGGCUUAAUUCUUUUGUUCUAGAAAAACUUGGGCUAGUCUUCCUUUCUGGGUUCUUUUUCUCAGUUUGAUUGUAGAGAGAAGCUUUGAUGCAUCUCUCACUAUGGAAACCUAUAUCCCACUGUGCUUCUCUGAUCAUGGACAAAAAGAGCAGAAGAAAAGAUGGGUCUGAUUCAACAGUGGAGAGCAAGCGAAACCCAUCAAUUCUCCGAAAACUGCAAGAGAACAAGCUCAGGGAAGCUCUUGAGGAGGCAUCUGAAGAUGGGUCACUUGUUAAAUCUCAAGACAUGGAUCCCGAGUCACCUGCCAAUCAAGAUGAGGGCUUGGGGCGAUCGAGAUCACUUGCUAGACUCCACAACCAGCGCGAAUUCCUUAGAGCUACAGCCCUGGCGGCAGAGCGAACUUUCGAGUCUGAGGAGUCCAUUCCUGACCUCCAUGAAGCUUUCACCAAGUUUCUCACAAUGUACCCGAAGUACCAAUCCUCAGAGAAGAUAGAUCAUCUGAGGGCUGAUGAGUAUGGGCACCUGGCUCCAAAGGUAUGCCUCGAUUAUUGUGGAUUCGGGCUAUUUUCUUAUAUUCAGACUAUGCAUUAUUGGGAGUCUUCUACAUUUAACUUGUCUGAGAUAACUGCAAAUUUGAGCAAUCAUGCUUUGUAUGGAGGUGCCGAAAAAGGCACUAUGGAACAUGAUAUAAAGACUAGGAUAAUGGAUUAUCUGAACAUCCCUGAGAAUGAGUAUGGCCUCGUUUUUACUGUUAGUAGAGGGUCUGCGUUUAAAUUGCUGGCUGAAUCAUACCCUUUUCAUACAAACAAAAGGUUGUUAACGAUGUUUGAUCAUGAGAGCCAGUCUGUAAGUUGGAUGGCUCAAGCUGCCAAAGAGAAAGGUGCAAAAGUUCACAGUGCAUGGUUUAAAUGGCCAACCCUCAAACUUUGUUCCACUGAUCUUAGAAAGCGAAUUUCACACAAGAAGAAGAGGAAGAAGGAUUCUGCAGCUGGUCUUUUUGUAUUUCCAGUUCAGUCCAGAGUUACUGGUGCUAAGUACUCAUACCAAUGGAUGGCACUUGCACAGCAGAACAAUUGGCAUGUUUUACUUGAUGCUGGGUCAUUGGGUCCCAAGGACAUGGAUUCACUUGGCUUGUCCUUAUUCCGGCCAGAUUUCAUCAUCACAUCUUUUUACAGGGUAUUUGGGUAUGACCCAACUGGUUUCGGAUGCCUGCUCAUUAAGAAAUCUGUGAUGGGAAACCUUCACAAUCAACCCGGGUCUGCUGGGUCUGGAAUGGUGAAAAUAACCCCUGUUUUUCCACAAUAUCUGAGUGAUUCUAUGGAUGGUUUUGAUGGAUUGGGAGGAAUGGAAGAUGAUGAAGUCGGUGGAAAUGGUGAGUUGACCUCUGAAACUCGCAAGGAGUCACCUUUACCUCCUGCCUUUUCUGGUGUGUAUACUUCUGCUCAGGUGAGGGAUGUAUUUGAGACAGAGUUGGAUCAGGAUAACAGCUCUGACAGAGAUGGAGCGAGCACGAUACUUGAAGAAACUGAGAGUAUUUCAGUUGGGGAAGUGAUGAAGAGCCCAGUUUUCAGUGAAGAUGAAUCAUCAGACAACUCAUUCUGGAUUGAUUUGGGGCACAGUCCAUUGGGGUCUGACAAUGCAGGCCAGGUGAACAAACAGAAGUUGGCUUCUCCCCUACCACCCUUUUGGUUUUCUGGCAAAAAGAACCACAAGUGGCUCUCUCCAAAACCAUCAAAGAUAUCUAGCAGUCCAAUAUACGAUGACAGGGAGAUAAAACUAGGGCCAAAGGAAGACCACCAUGUGCUAUCAUUUGACGCUGCUGUUCUAUCAGUUUCACAGGAACUGGACCAUGUUAAGGGGAUACCUGAAGAAGAACAAUUUUCAGAAGCAAACCCUACAUCAAGAAUUAAUGGAAAGGAUUCGGAUCAUCAGCAUAUUCAGGAGAUUCAGGAGGAACCUGAAACUAAGCCUACUCGGUCUAUGUUGAAUUGCACUGUAAAUGGAUCCAGUCUCAACAAGCCAGCUUCCCUCCCCCAAUUUUGUGGCCCAAUGAAUGGCUCAAUCUCUGAAAUUUUCCCAGAGACAAAGGAGAGUGCUAUAAGAAGAGAAACAGAAGGCGAGUUUAGGUUAUUGGGAAGGAGAGAAGGGAAUAGAUUUGCUGGUGGUAGAUUUUUUGGUUUGGAAGAGAAUGAACACUCAAGCAGAGGGAGGCGGGUGUCCUUUAGCAUGGAAGAUAACCGGAAAGAGCGUCUCAGCCAUACUCUGGAGCAAGGAGAAAUAUCUGUAACCAGCUUGGAUGAAGAGUAUUCCAGUGAUGGAGAUUAUGAUGAUGGUCAAGAGUGGGAUAGGAGGGAGCCGGAGAUAAUAUGUCAGCAUAUUAAUCAUGUGAACUUAUUGGGUCUUAGCAAAACCACCUGCCGAUUGCGCUUUUUGAUCAAUUGGCUUGUGACCUCAUUACUUCAACUAAGGUUACCUGGCACAGAAGGAGGUGAAGCAGUACCUCUUGUUCACAUCUACGGGCCAAAAAUUAAGUAUGAACGAGGUGCAGCUGUGGCUUUCAACUUGAGAGACAGAAACAGGGGCCUAAUCAAUCCGGAAGUUGUUCAGAAGUUGGCUGAGAAAGAAGGUAUCUCCCUUGGCAUUGGUUUCCUUAGUCAUAUUCGAAUUUUAGAUAGCCCAAGGCAGCAGAAUCUCGAAGACACCACCCUAUGCAGGCCAAUGGAAAAUGGGCGGCAUGAUGGCAAAAAUGGGUUCAUCCGAGUUGAAGUUGUCACAGCCUCUCUCGGCUUUCUGACCAACUUUGAGGAUGUCUAUAAGUUGUGGGCUUUUGUGGCAAAAUUUCUUAACCCAGCCUUCAUCCAGGAGGGCGGGCUUCCAGCUGUUGCAGAAGACUUGGAGACAUAAAAUUGGAAACAUCUAGAGAUGCUUCUCUCAGUUUGAAGAAGGAUUCUUUUGGAGAUGGAAAAUUAAUCGAGGAUGCAAAUUGGGGAGUCUCAGAGUAGAGAGCAAUGGAAAGGAUGGUAAGCUACUAUUUCCAUGUGGCUCACUUUCUUUUGCUCUUCCUCUAGGCUCUUCUUGCUAGUGGGUGAAUUUUGACUAUUCAUGUUUUCAAUUGCUUGGUUGUUUUUACCUUUUCUUUUUUUAUUUCCUCUUCCCCUUUUUACCUUCUGGGUCCUUGUAGAGUUGGGUUUAGAAAUUUGUACCAUCUCAGGUAGUCAAUGUAACCGAAGCAGAAUUAUAUGGGCACAGCCUUAUCACAUUACAAUCUGCUUUGCUCUGUAAUCUCCCGCUGCUGUAUAAAAUUCCAGCCUAUCUUACCUGA